AUGGUCGCAUCCCCGGCGGUGCCAGAAAUCUACGAGGACGAGCUGCACUCGGCCAUCGAGGCGCGCUCCGAGUCGCUCCAGACGCUGCGCGAGCUCGGCCCGCCCGACCUGGUCCAUCUGAUCAAGCAGCCCGUCAAGUCGCCCACGAAGCAGCUCGGCGUCUACCAUCACGUGAGCGGCAUCGACGCCUCGUCGUCGGCCAGCCUGGCCGCCUACAUCAACACGCUCACCUACUCGCCGCACGACAAGCAGACCAAGGUGGUGUCGGGCCUGUACUGCUGCUACAAUGCCUUCUCCCGCCUCGACAUGCGCGUGCAGGUCUACAUCCCCGGCACCGUCGAGAGCUACUGCAUCGACGAGCGCGGCGACAAGCGCGUCGCCACCGACGAGCUGUGGCUCGAGACGUACCUGUGCAGCGUCCUGCGCGCAUACUCGUACGCCGACGACGGCUCGGGCGACACCAUCAAGAAGAUCAUUGGCGUGCGCCGCUUCAACCCGGUCACGAGCACCGAGAGCGAGCACAAGUUUCUCGACGCAGCAGAGCGGCUGUUCUUUAGCGGCUGGCAACUGGGCUCUGACCCGGAGAUCCAGGUCCCCAACCUCGUCUCGAACCACCUGACGACUGGUCUCCUCAGCUACAUCCACACCACGGGCCGAUAUGCGUCUGGCAUCAACCUCUUCGAGAAGCUGCGCACCCGCGACCCCGAGAUCUCGUCCCUCCUGGCCCGCGUGUACAUACAGGCCGACGAGGAGGUCAAGGCAGUGCAGCUGCUGCACGACGUGAUCCAGGAGCUGCCCAUGGACUACUCGCUGCUCGACUGCCAGGCCGACUUUUGCAACACCAAGGGGCGGGGCGACCUUGCGCUGGAGAUUGCAAAGCGGAGCGUCGUGUCUGCACCCAGCGAGUUUGGCACGUGGGCCCGGCUGUCAGACAUCUACGUCAGCCUGGAGCAAUGGGACCUGGCUCUGCUUACGCUCAACUCGUGUCCCAUGUUCACGUACCAGGACAAGGAUGCACCGCGCAUGCCGGAGCCCCAAAAGGUCUUCCUGCCCAUCAUGCCGGAAGCCCUGUGCGACGAGAUCGAGGACAGCAACCUCGACGACAUGGACAUGGUCCACCCUACGUUGCGCAAGCUCCACGCAGCCGGUUUCAAAGGCACGUUCCUAAAGGCAUACAUGAUCCUGACAGAGGUCACCAAGAAGAUUGGCUGGGAUCAGCUGUUGAAGAUACGCUCCCAGGUCUUCGUCAUGGAAGAGGAGUACCGCCACGAGAAGCAAAACGUCCCACACUCACACUCGCGCAGCGCCAGCACCACCGCACUUCGCUCGCCUUCGCCAUCCGUGCACGCAUCGCCGCCCGUGCACGCAUCGCCGCCCGUGCACGCAUCGCCAUCCCUACACGCAUCGCCAAACCCCGAGGUCAACGGCCAUGGCGGCAGCGACGCGACCGAGGCAAACGGGGAGCCAUCUGCAGAGGCAGCCGUCGAGGACUCACUGCAGGAGCCCGGCCACACCGUCGCCGCCGAAGUCGUAAAGGCCGGCAGCGAAGACCCCCAUGCCACCGAGACCAACGGCAGCCCGUCGCAGCCCAACUACACGCAGUUCCAGAACAAGCGUCUGUGCGAGCGCUGGCUCGACAACCUGUUCAUGGUGCUCUACGAAGACCUGCGCGUCUACACCAUCUGGCGCACCGAAAUGGCGCAGUACAGGCAACAGCAGCUGCUGUACAAGAAGAGCGCAGAGGAGUGGGAGAUUCUCGGCGAGCUGGCCGAGCGCCUGCACCACACCGACGAGGCCGUCGAGGCGUACGAGAACUGUCUGCAGAUCAAGUUCUCGCCCAAGGCGAUGAAGGGCGUGCUGAAGCUCGGCCACGACAAGAGGAACACGCGCGACGUCACCGCCGCGCUCAUCAGACUCGUCACCUGGCAGUACCGCUGGUACUCGGAGUUCUCCCCCGCCCUCCUCUACACGAUCCGCAAACUCAUCGAGGAAGAAGGCGCCGUCAAAAUACGCAGCAUCAUCCAGGGCACCAGCUUGCCCCAGCACGUCCUCGACCUCACACACCAGUACGCUGCGCUGUGCGCGGCCUUUAGAAGCAGCGGCAGCGACGGCUAG
Molecule: messenger RNA, 2115 nt
Organism: Didymella exigua CBS 183.55
Lineage: Eukaryota; Fungi; Ascomycota; Dothideomycetes; Pleosporales; Didymellaceae
Product: chaps-domain-containing protein
Exons: 5
Coding region: 1-2115 (704 amino acids)
Biological process (GO): Golgi to plasma membrane transport
Cellular component (GO): exomer complex
Molecular function (GO): protein binding
Source: RefSeq, a predicted model, not a curated record